GAGACCAAGAAAGCUGAUAAGUUGAAUUGUGAGCCAUUUCUUCAUAAAGCUAAAGAACUCUAUAACAAGAACCUGAUCCAGUACUGUAUAUAUGUUGAACAAUCAGCAGUAAGUGAGGGCCUCACUGAUAUAUUAUAUGAUCACUUAUAUAGUGGUUUGGAAGAGUCAAUAUCAGAAAAUCAUAUUAGACAGUUACAGUAUGACAAUGAUUGUAAUGAGGUGGUAAAAGUCAUAAGCAAGUUUUUUGACAUGAAAUCAUUUAAUGAGGAAAGAUAUUGGGAUAACCUUUUUAUUUUGGAUAAUAUUUUUGACCUUCCUUUAUCUUAUGAACGGUAUAUAGCAAAAUUUUAUGACAAAAUGAAGAUCAAGAAAAAAUAUAAGAAUGGGAUGUCUACAGAACUGUUAGAAUUAUAUGAAGCUCAUUCAAUUGAGGACCAUAGGAGAUUAGGAUGUUACUGUAAAGACUCUUGGGAUUAUAUUUAUAAUUACAUCAACUAUCAAAAUCUUACUGACAGGGUCAUUUUAAAUACUUUAAACAAAUUAAAAUUUUACGGAUUACACAUUCAUGGAACUACUAUGGAUGUAUAUGUGCUAGAAAGGAAGAUACCACCUCUUUUUGUAAUGAAUCAGAUUCUACAAAUAGAACUUCUGAUUGUUCGCAGUGAAAUAACAGGUGAAAAUUUUGUAAACUGUUUCAAAAAAUUAAAUAUUUUGGAAAGUUUAAGGAACUUUAAAUUAUUUGAGAGAGCACUCAUAGAGAAAAAUGAUAAUGGUGAUAGAAAUAGUGAUAACAGUGAUGACAAAGAAAAUGGUGAUGACAUUGAUGAAAUAGAAAGAUUAAUCAAAACAUUCAAUACACCUCUCAAAAAAAUGCCAAUAUUAUAUGGCUUUUAUAAUAACAAUACUCAUAAUUA
Molecule: messenger RNA, 914 nt
Organism: Entrophospora candida
Lineage: Eukaryota; Fungi; Glomeromycota; Glomeromycetes; Entrophosporales; Entrophosporaceae
Source: the annotation of a GenBank genome assembly